This is a messenger RNA of Cicer arietinum (chickpea), 2521 nucleotides long. RefSeq names its product mRNA export factor GLE1. The record is from RefSeq and is a predicted model, not a curated record. Gene Ontology annotation, cellular component: nuclear pore; nuclear pore cytoplasmic filaments; cytoplasm. Gene Ontology annotation, molecular function: inositol hexakisphosphate binding; phospholipid binding; translation initiation factor binding. Gene Ontology annotation, biological process: poly(A)+ mRNA export from nucleus. NCBI's taxonomy places the organism in Eukaryota, Viridiplantae, Streptophyta, Magnoliopsida, Fabales, Fabaceae.
UUCCCUUGCAAUUGCAUCAUAUUAUUUCCUCCCGUUGCUAUUCUAUUCUAUUCUAUUCUGCCUUCACUUCAAACUCUAAUUAUUUCCUCUCAAAUUCUUUUUAAUUCCCUUUUAUUUCCCCUCCGCGGCAAAAGGGGCCAAAAAUUCCCUUUUAUUUAACCGCGUCCAAAUCUCAAACAAUGGGAGCUCUGAAAUUGGAUGGCAUUACUGCUGAUCCUGAACCUGAUUGGAGCUUUGAUGCUCUUGUCUCGGAGCUCAAUGCUUUGGAAAACAAACUUGCCGCCACUUCUUCCACUGAACCUUUGCAUUCUCAUAAAACUACAUCAAGGCUUAUCUUAUCUGCUGAGAAAGAAGUUGAGAAAGGUAGAAGUUUCGUAUUUCGUGCCCCUGAGUAUGAGACAGAGAGCGAGGAUGAUGAUGACAAAGCAUUAGUACUAGCAAGCACUGGCAAACGCUUCACUUGCGAUGAACUUUAUCUGAGUGACAGUGAUGAUUCUGACAAUUCCGAUGUUAACCCCACUUUUGAAUUGCAACCUUACUUGAUGGAUAAAGUUGGGGAGGUAGAAGGUGCUUUGAUUGAGUUGACACAUGAACAUCAAUUGAGGAUUAAGGAUGAAAUUAGGAAUAAGAUCUCAGAAUUGGAAACAGCUCUACUGAAUGAAAGUCAGAACUCUACUUCUUCCCUUCUUCGAGUUGAGAAAUACAAAGAAACAAGGCAGGAGUUGGAUAAAAAGUUUGACACUCAAUAUCAGCGCCAAAUUGCAGAAGCUCUUGAUAAUCACUUGACAGCUGUUCAACGGGAUCGUGAACUCAGAUCACAAAUAGAAGAAAGGAAAAUAAGAAACGAUGCAGCAUAUGAAGAAGCCAAGAGAAAGGUUGCUUUGCAAGAGGAAAGGCAACAGCAAGAAAAGGCUAAAGCUGAAGCAGAGGCCAAACUUAAAGCUGAGGAAGCAAAGCGAGCUGCAUUGGAAGCUGAGAGAAAAGCAGCAAUGGAAGCUAAAACAAAGGCAGCCAUGGAAGCUGAAAAAAGAGCAGCAGCAGAAGCUGAAAGAAGAGCAGAAAAGAAUGCCAUAGGAAGUUCCAAUACGGUUACUUCUGGAAUGACCCAAGAUCGAUCAAGUAUAUCAAAUACUGAAACCAAGGAGUCCGGUUAUGUAUAUCGCGCUGCUGCAAAUGCUUUAAAUCUAGAGAAUGGGAGGCUACAGAAACUGAAAGAGCUGUAUGAGAGAAACCAAGUUAUAAGAUCAAGUUCAAAACAGGAUUAUACCAGCCAUGAGAGUCAUAUUUCCCGGAAUAUAAGGCAAAUAAGGGGAAUAAGCGACAAUGUUAGAUCAAAAGCAAGUGAACUCAUUAAACUUUUGAAUGAUCGUCAAUGUCCUCAAUCAUUCAGUGUUGAGAUAUUUGUUAAAAAGGUUAUUUCAUCAUGUACAAACCCUGGUAGUGCCACCUUUGCAAUUGCCUAUGUCAUUGUUCUCAUUACAUCUCAGGUCCCAUUUGUAAUGGAUAUUUUACUGGCCGAGCUUCAUAGUACCUGCUUAUACACCGUCCCGAAGCACAUGGUUUAUAAAAAGUCUAUCUUUCAAUCAAAAGAGGCAUACUUCAGAAGUAUUGGUUAUCGAGAAGAAGAUGGAAAAUUAGAGAGUACAGAAGAUUAUUUAAAGCGGCUUGAAUCAUAUAUGACGGUGUACGGUGCAAUGGUUCAGACGGAAAUUCCAAACAUUCAAAAUUUGCACGGCUUGCAAGAAGGUUGGGCGUGGCUUGCAAGGUUGUUGAAUGCUCUACCAGCCAAUCAAUAUACAGCUGUUUCGCUCAAUGCAUUCUUGCAAAUUGCUGGAUAUGCUCUAUUUAAAAGAUAUAAAUCUCAGUUCCUAAAGAUGUUGAACGUCAUCUCAAACAACUUUUUAGUUGAGCUAAAAUCACACAAUGUACCAGAAUUGAUGAAGACUGUUACAGAUAUACAGGCUUAUAUAGAAGAUAAAAAGUUUCUUCAAGUGCCAGAAGGAAGAAACUUGCAGUCAAAUACGUUAUCACGGGCGUUGGAACCAUAGGCCCAGUAAACAGAACCAAACGAAUGCGAGGCAGCAGGUGCUGGUUUUGCUCAACGAAACAGGCCUAGGAGGGUCCUUAAGAGACUACCAGGAUGGGAUGAUUUCAUCCAUUGAGGCGGUAGAUUUUCUCAGGAUUUUUUUUUUAUACAGGAGCUGCUUAUUUCAGUCGUUGUGUUGUCACCCAAUCAUUGGUCUUGUAAUUUUGUCAAACUAUGUUAUUUUUCCAUUUAAGCAUGAGAAAUUUAAAACUGAUGUAAUCUAGUGGAAAGAAUGAAGGAAGGCGUCUUUACUUGGAAAUUUCUAUUUCCGUCUUUUUGCCUUGCAAUAUAACCCAUAUCAGAACGUAUUUGUUAGUUUACGUUAAAGGUCGUUGCUUUUUAUUUAGGCAGGUGACAGUUUGAGUACUAGUCUGUAUCUUGUAAAGUUAUGUGAACAAGCUCUACAAAAUUAUACAUAGCAUGAAUUUAUAUCAA